Messenger RNA from Aplosporella prunicola CBS 121167, 666 nucleotides. RefSeq lists its product as uncharacterized. The record is from RefSeq and is a predicted model, not a curated record. NCBI's taxonomy places the organism in Eukaryota, Fungi, Ascomycota, Dothideomycetes, Botryosphaeriales, Aplosporellaceae. The transcript is spliced from 3 exons. The coding region runs from base 67 to 600 and encodes 177 amino acids.
CCACCCCAUAAGUUGCUCUUAGGACAGAGUCCACCAGCAAAAGCCAAAGACACCAAAUCAAUUAUCAUGGACGGCUCACGUUCGCGGUCACACUCGCGACCACCAAGCCGCGGAAUCAAACUGUUUAGCGACCCACCAACGCUGAAGAUAGCAACUGUCGUCCAGAACAGUAGCAACGCCAACUUAGCAAGCAGAGAGACGGCAGAAGAGCUCCAGUGCAAAAUCAGCACAAACCACACAACCUUACCUUUGGAAGGGCUCAAAUUGAAAGUGAUAGGGACUAUCUCUGUAGGAUGGCAGCUAGAAGGGUCUACGAAGGCCGAUCAUAGCGAGUUUUGGGUAGUGGAGGUUGCAAAUGCUCCAUUCGAUAUUGCUUUCUCAAGGGAGGUCGCACAGCAGUAUAACCUUUUGCAAAACGAUACGGAAUACUCAACAAUCCACGACGCUCCUCGACGGACCCAUAAAAUAAUUCGCGAAACAAGAACAUCCAGAUGGAUCAAGUCAAGGUGUGGAAGAGUAUUCUCGAUGGGCUUCAAAUCCCGCAGGGGUACCAUUAGGGAACAUCUGUCAUUUAGUGGAACUCGGCUUUUGGCGACUUGAGGGUGCGACUGUAUAGAAUUUGUAUAUGUUUUAUAGAUUUAGUUUCUGUUUCAAUGGUUGUCCGGC